Molecule: messenger RNA, 842 nt
Organism: Cutaneotrichosporon oleaginosum
Lineage: Eukaryota; Fungi; Basidiomycota; Tremellomycetes; Trichosporonales; Trichosporonaceae
Source: RefSeq, a predicted model, not a curated record
CCCGAGAUCGUACUCCGCACGCAGCAGGACCUGCGUCGCCACAUCCGCUUGCAUUCCCGCCCAACAAAGCCCAUUGUGUACAAGGAGCUUCGUGAGCUCAUGCCCGGCCCCGAUCUGCCCCAAUUCACAGAGGAACUUGAGAAGGACGGCAGCAUCAUGAUUCUUCGAUCGCUCACUGGCCGUCUCAAGGAUGCGCCCUUGCCUCCACUUGGGCGUGAGAAUGCGUGGGGCGAGAAGCUAAACGCGGGUGGGCCAGAACGGUGGAAGACUGUGUUCUUUGACACGAUACGAGAGAACGGACGUUCAACGGCGCGCGUCGAGGAUGAAAUCAUCCAUGCGUGGGCCGAUGUGAAGAUCUCCGAGACGGACAACGUAGCCAAGCUAUUGGAAGACCAGGAUCUCAAGGCCAGCUCGGCGGCACAGGGUCCGAUCAAGGAGAAGAAGACGGAGGCACCCAAGAAGAAGAAGAAGGGACGCCGCAGCCUCAAAAUCACCAACACACAUAUGAAAGAGCUUGGUAUCGACUUUACGAAGGACUACGAGGCGCCAUCGUAGACGCGUUGCUGUGCCGCCACAACGAUCCUCAAUCCGCUGGAACGAUAUUCGUGUCAUUGUUUAUCUCGGUGGUUUGUUUGGACAACGCCGCUGUGGCGUGUUGUCACCAAUUACCUUUGUUAUUGCGUUACGGUCCUACGGUGUAACCGCCAUCCCACUUUCCGUGCAUCUCCGCUUUGAGAGUCAGCCACGUUGGUCGAUCCUGUAUGAUACUUGUAUCCAGUCGUUGCGGCCGUAGUUGGAGGAGUGAGCCUUGCAUGCAUCUAUCAAAUGCAUUGGAUAGAGGG